AUGUCCUCCAAGUCAGGCUGGCCCCGUCUUCUCGAGGCGGACCGCCCCCCGCCUAUCUACGCCUUCAACAACCUCAAAAUAUUUAUCAAGGGCAACAUCAGCGAUAGCAUCAUCGUCGUACUUAACGUGGAGCAUAUUAAUUUCGAAAAAGCAGACUACCAGACCUUGGUAGAAGCGAUCGAAGCCCAGCACAUCAUCACAACAGAGUUCAAGGACAUUACGGAGGAAACGUGCCCCAACCCGGAUCACCUGCCCGAGGAUCCAAGGUGGGAAUUCAACCACAUUGCAAGGCCAUACCACGGACAAUUCACAAAGUCCGUGUUCAAAUGCCGAGCAGAUGCCAUGGAGGAUCUUUACCACUACAUGCGGUCAUUAACGACAAAGGACCUCACCGAGCAAGAGCGAAAGGAGGGGUCUCAGAGGGAGAUCAAGGUCCUCUUCUGGGACUCCCGACUAGAAGAGCGUCUCUUCAAGCAAACGCGCCUAGACCUGGCGGAGUUGGGGGGAAAUAUUGAACUUUGGGACCUGCAGAUCUGGCAGCCCUUCGAUCACCGCUUCCGGCAGAUUCGUCCAUUCUUCCCACCCGAGUCCUGGGAGCUGCGCCGCCCUCAUCGCACGAAGGCCAAGACGGUCUUCCACUCCCUCGGUAUUGCAGGCAUCUAUCUCCACAACGCAGCCAACGACAACGUUGCGGAGGUCCUUACCCUGCUCUCGUUCAUCACGAUGACAGAGCAAGAGUGGGACACUUGGCAUACCAGGAAGGAAGACCUGCCACCCAAAGCACAUGCCUCGUGGGACCAAAUGCAGGCAACCUUUUCGCAUAAUUAUGCCCAGCGGCCCACUCGAUCCCGGUUUUCGGAAGAGGACCUUGCUUGGGCGAAAUCAGACGCCCGCAUUGCGCGCCAGAUGGAAAGGAUCAGGAGGCUUGAAGAGGCGGGUGAAACAGAUAUUAUCUGGGACGACGAGGCGGUGGAGGUGGACAUAAAAACUUCAGAAUGGGAUAUUGGUGAUAGUUGGAAAUUCUAUUCUUAG
Messenger RNA from Neurospora tetraspora, 1032 nucleotides. RefSeq lists its product as uncharacterized. The record is from RefSeq and is a predicted model, not a curated record. The transcript has 2 exons. The coding region runs from base 1 to 1032 and encodes 343 amino acids. Lineage: Eukaryota; Fungi; Ascomycota; Sordariomycetes; Sordariales; Sordariaceae.